GAUCUCACAAUUGGCAAUUGGGAAGGGCUCAUUUUAUUUGAUAGACACGGAGCUGUAGCCAAUCACACGCUAGUGUUGGCACGUCGCUGUCCAAUUGCAGCACAGUGUUGUGUGCGGAGGGCGGGGACUGGGUCGUGGCGGCGUUUGGGCGGUCCAGACAGUUUUGUUUCUGAGUUUAGUUGGUAAUGUGGCAGUGUGGAGGCAGGGAGGGGUGAACCGAUGGUUGUAGAUGUGUAUAUACACAUACAUACUGUGUAUAUAUAUAUUUUAUAUAUAUACACACACAAAACAACAGAACAGUAACCGACGUGCUGCGGUGAAAGAGGAGAUACUCACAGCUGAUGCGUGUUCAUCCGGGAGUACAGAGGAGCAUGGAUCCAUAAAGAUGUUGGAAUUAAUCGUCGUGAAGAUAUUUAUUUAAUUUAUUUUUCUAUAUAUAUAUAUAUACACACAGAGAGAUUUUUUUUUGUACUUUUAUAUUUUGUACCUACGUCUCGGCCUGUGCGCCGAUAUUCAGGGACUUGUGAGGAUGGAUCAGGCGAAUAUCUUGAGGAAGUUCAUUCAGGGGGUUCACGCCAUGCGAUCCGGGGAACAGAGAGGAGAGGAUAACUUCGGCUCGGACUUCAUGAGAUUACGCAGAUUAUCGACCAAAUACAAGACGGAAAAAAUCUAUCCCACUAACGUCGGCGAGAGAGAAGAAAACGUGAAAAAGAACCGGUAUAAAGACAUCCUGCCGUUCGACCACAGUCGAGUGAAAGUGACAUUAAAAACAUCCAAUCAGGACACGGAUUACAUCAACGCAAACUUCAUUAAGGGAGUGGACGGGCCUGAGGCCUACAUUGCCACGCAGGGUCCGUUACCCAACACUGUCCUCGACUUCUGGAGGAUGAUCUGGGAGUACCACGUCGCAGUCGUUGUCAUGGCGUGUCGGGAGUUUGAGAUGGGCCGGAAAAAAUGUGAGCGGUACUAUCCCCAGUUUGGAGACGAGCCCAUGUCCUUUGGCCCUUUCAGGAUCUCCUGUGAAUCGGAACAAGCUCGAACCGACUAUUACAUUCGCAGCUUAACGGUGGAGUUUGACAACGAUUCUCGUAGAAUAACCCAAUUCCAUUACAUCAACUGGCCAGACCACGAUGUUCCCUCAUCGUUCGACUCGAUAUUGGACAUGAUCGCGCUGAUGAGGGAGUACCAGGAGCACGAUGAGGUUCCUGUCUGCGUACACUGCAGUGCUGGAUGUGGGAGAACAGGUGCUAUUUGUGCCAUUGACUAUACAUGGAACCUGCUGAAAACUGGGAGAAUUCCUGAGGAUUUUAACGUCUUCCAACUGAUUCAGGAGAUGCGGACGCAGAGGCACUCGGCCGUUCAGACGAAGGAGCAGUACGAGUUGGUCCAUAGAGCUAUCGCUCAACUUUUCGAGAAGCAGCUGUUGCUGCUGGAGAGUCCUACGAAUUCAGAGCUGACAGAUGGCAUGGAUGAAGGCAGUCCAGAAAAACCCAGCCAGAAUUCGGAUGAGGACCAGUGGGACACGCCUCCACCCAAACCACCGCGUAUUCGGAGUUCUCAGGUUGAGGGCGAGGUCCAAGAGGAAAUCCUGCAGGCCCCCGAGCCUCGGCCAGUGCCACCCAUCCUCACUCCGUCACCGCCUUCAGCGUUCCCCACGGUGAGCGAUGUGCGCCAGGAGAACGAUCGCUACCACCCCAAACCCGUGCUGCACCUGCUGGCUUCUGAACACGAACCUGACCUCAACGAGAACUACAGCGGGGGCCCGCAGGGAGUGCCCAUCAUGCCUGCCUCUGUGUCUGCCCCUUCCCCUCCAGAGUCCAAUAAACACACCCCUCUGAGUGUGGAGAUCAAGAAAGUGCCCUUGCAGGAGGGGCCGCGUAGUUUCGAGAGCAGUAGUGCCCUGCAACGAACGCAUGCUUUCAAAGUGCGCACCAAUAACAGCUCUCUGUCACAGGAUUCAGAAAACCCGCCCCGCCCUGACCACUUGCCUCUGCGCACCAGCAAGGGCCAAGCGGGACGGACACGCUCUACGAACCCCACGCCCGUCUCCAGCAUGACCUCUGGCCCCACCCUUGAGGGUGCGGGCGCGCCCGUCAGGACCGCUCUGAGCUUCACCAACCCACUGCACUCGGACCACUCGGACCCAGAGCCCGAGGACGGCGAGGUCUCCCUGCUCGUUUCCCAUCACACUGAUUCCAAGUCUAGUGCAAUGUCCACCGCAGUGACCGGCAAAGUGUCAGCAGCACCCCAUGAUGACACCGUCCCCAGGAAGGUUACCUUAAUGUCCAUAGUUGGUGUCUGCCCAAAGGCAGAUGCAGAGACAGACAGUGACGAGAGUGAAGACUCGCCUCCCCCUCUUCCCGAAAGAACCCUUGAGUCCUUCUUUUUGGCCACAGAUCCCGCGGAUGUGCAGGUGGAGCCGAAUGAAUGCACCGGAGCGUUAGGCGACGCCUCCGUCCAGCGAGCUCCAAACACACAAACCAAACAUCAGUCAGGAAGAGGGCAGGAGAACGGGAAGCACUCGGACACGGGGACCGCCAGCAAAGCAGACGCGAGAACGGGGCCUGAGACACUUUCGCAGCUGAGAUUUGGCAACCGCUGCACACAACCCAAAGGCCCGAGAAACCCUCCAUCCGAGUGGACAUGAUCGAGGGCCUGCAGCAGUUUGACCCUAAACGCACCAUCACGUACACACAGACGUAACAUCACCGCUCCCCCGUCCUCUACGCGUCCUCGGAGAAAGAGGACCAGAGCCCGACUCUCUCGGCACCACGCACGCUUCGUUUCCAACAGAACAAUCGGUCAAGAUAGGACCAUUCAGAUAAUCUUCCAUGCUGCGGUCGCACUCGCCCGGUGCUCGACCGCCGUGGGCUCGCUGCAACGGUGCUAGCUUUCCUCCUCGCCGGGACCACAAUCUGUUUCUAUUUCCCUCUAGCAAAAAACGACGCGGGAUGGGACGGCCCCAGACGUACAACGCAUUGCUGUCCUGGAACUCCGUCAUCUCUUUUCUAUACAGUUUGACUUCUAUGACAAUUCAAUAAGAUAUAUACACACACACACACACCCACAGGGACCGAGAACUACUGUCUGUCUGUUUCUUCAUUUAUAUUUUGCUUUUUUCCUCCCUCGCUAACUCCUUGCUAGUCCUAUAUGCAUCGUUUUAUAGGUGUACAGAAUGUGUUAUUGCUAAAUAUUCUUAAUAACAGAAGAUGUAAGAAGUCUGUGCAUGAUGCCCCCAUGUACUGUGACCUGUAAAUUAUUUGCUCCUGUUAUCACAAUCCCCCUCCUCGCCCCUCCCCCUCCCCCUCCCCCUCCCCUUUUUAUCCUUUUCAGUGUUUAUAGUUUGUUUUCCAAAGGUUAGCUGUUUUAUUGGCUAUUUCCUGAGAUCUCACGGGCUCAAGAUUGUAAUAAUGCUUUUUGUAAAUUGUAUUCCAAAGGUUAUUUUUGUAUAUGCUCUUUUUAUUUCUUCCUCCUACCCCCAUCCCAUCCCCCCCCCAUUAACCCCGUAUCACUGGCCUCCGAGCCUCACUGUGCCUUUUUGCAUGCCGUUCGUGUGCGAGUGUGAGUGUGAGAGAGAGAGAGAGAGAGAGAGACUGUGUGCGUGUGUGAUUGAAAGAGGGAUUUACAGCAUCGCAUCCGCGCCUCUGGGAUCCUUCUCAACAACCCUGUUAAUAUGUUGCAUAAACCAAUCAACUUCUCAGUAAAAAAGAAAAAAAAAAGACACGAAGAGGAAUGUACUGCUUUGGCUCGUCUUAUUUGUGAGUAAUAACCGGUGGGUGUAAAAACGACACGGCUUUAAAAAACAAAAAGUGUUUAUUAGCCCCGCUGUGAAAUGGAAUUUCUCUCAAACACACCGCGCCAGUAUCGAGCCGAUCGGAACACGUCAGCACCUGUGGGAAGCGUGUGAUGAGUGUUGGAUAAGAACAGUGUGUACAGGAGAACUGAAUGGUGUAAUUGUGCAAACCUGAGCAGAAAGAACUGUGGAACUGGGAUUUUUUUUUUUCUCUCACUAUUAUAAACAAUGCACUGCUUUCCGAA
Ictalurus furcatus (blue catfish) is the source of this 4038-nucleotide messenger RNA. RefSeq names its product protein tyrosine phosphatase non-receptor type 12 (gene ptpn12). Bases 530 to 2647 code for a protein of 705 amino acids. Gene Ontology annotation, biological process: peptidyl-tyrosine dephosphorylation. The transcript has 18 exons. Gene Ontology annotation, molecular function: non-membrane spanning protein tyrosine phosphatase activity. Lineage: Eukaryota; Metazoa; Chordata; Actinopteri; Siluriformes; Ictaluridae. The record is from RefSeq and is a predicted model, not a curated record. Gene Ontology annotation, cellular component: cytoplasm; nucleus.